UUUGGCAUUGUUAUCAGUCCUCGAGCGUAGUGCUGAUAACGGCAGGUGAAAUCGUGAUGUGAAACCGGCGUCUCUCUACCCCGAUGCGUCCGAUGCUGUCAAAAUCGUAAAGUAUGCAUUUUCUGCCCGAACCGUGCCUAACCUCGACCGCUCGAAUUUCGGUGCUUCGCGAAAAUGGACAAUUCGGCGGCUAAAAUUAUCGUCUUUCAGUGUGUGCAUUUAAAAAUAAAGCCGUGAAGUUAUCAGUGGAUGCAGUUGCAGUUUGGUUAUUUAUUCAGUGGCGUGCAUGAACCAUCGAUUGUUUUAUUUUCGUAACAAAGGAGGUGCUCUCGGUGGCUUUUGCGGGAUCUUGGGGCCUAAUUCGGAGGAAUGAGCCGGAGGUUGUGAGAGGGAUCGAAUAAAAUGGAAAGUAUUCGAUGUCUGACGCGGAACUGGUACAAGAUACCGAAAGCGUUGUUAAGGCUGUGCUUUAUUCUCGUGAAUAAUGUGUAUUGUAUUCCUACGUAUGUCAUAUGGAUGGUUUUGUUGUCGCCCCUUCGGAAAGUCAACCCCGACGUGUACUGGAAGAUAGAGGGCUACUUCUUCCACUGGCUGCUGGCGAUGGUGUCCAUGUGGAGCUGGUCGGCAGGAUAUGACGUCGUCGAAAUCGGCGACGACAUCACAAAAUGCAUCGACGACCGCACCCUAGUGAUAGCCAACCACCAGUCCACCGGCGACGUUCCGCUGCUAAUGUCGACCUUCAACCCCCGCAAACAGAUCUUGCCGAACAUCAUGUGGGUGAUGGACAGCCUGUUCAAGUACACCAACUUCGGCAUCGUCAGCGUCCUCCACCGAGACUUCUUCAUCAUGUCGGGUAAAGACAAGCGGGACAAGUCGCUCCAGGACUUCAUCACGCACCUCAUCGACACCUACAUGCCGCUGAACCGGAAGUGGAUGGUGCUGUUCCCGGAGGGCGGCUUCCUCAGGAAGCGGAAAGCGGUCUCGCAGCGGUACGCCCAGAAGAACGGACUCCCGCUGCUGGAGCACGUGUCGCUGCCGAGGGUGGGGGCGCUGCACGCCAUCAUGGAGACGGUGGGGCCGAAGGCCGUGGCUAACAAUAACUCGUUCGGCGCGGAAGUGUCCACCCUGCAGUGGAUCCUGGACAUAACGGUGGCCUACCCCCGUGGGGAGCCCAUCGACCUCGCCACCAUCGUGUUCGGGUGCCGCCCCCCGUGCCGGACCACCCUCUUGUACCGGCUGUACCCGUGCCGGGAGCUGCCCCAGGACAGCGAGAGCCUGACGAAGUGGCUGUUCGACCGGUGGGAGGAGAAGGAGCGCAUGCUGGAGUGGUUCUACCGCACCGGGGAGUUCCCGGGGGACCACGGCGAGGGCCAGCUCGUCGAGCAGGACUACUUGCGUUACGUCAUCCUGCACCUCUUCUUCAUCUUCUCGACGUAUAUCCACGUCCAGAUGUUCCAAGCAGCUUACCACUACUGCAGUUAUCUGAUUUACUAGCGCUCCGUUCUCGCAUAUCUGAUCUGUCUGGUGCGGUUGUACCUGUGACAGGUCGGCGAAUAUGCGAGCUUUUUCGUUUUUCUUGAACACUACCUACCACCGAGGAGGCUCUGGUCGGAGAUCGCGCAAAGACGACUGUGAUUCGGUUUUACGGGCGAGGCGUGAUGCAUUCCAAAUCGAGGUUGAGAGAAACGAAAAUUUUGCACGUACUUAACGAAAGGAGGUUUCGUAAGUCCGAACAAUGGGUAACUUAUAGUAAUAAUAAGGAACAAUCUUGCCUUUGGGUGUUGUUUUUUUGUUUUACGUAAUCAUAAUGGUAGAUUUUGUACAGUAGAUUAGGACCAAUGUGCAUUUCGUAUGGUUUCUUUCUGGUUUUUUUCACGGCGAAAUUAUGAGGCUCAAUCGUUGACGUCCAUUUUUUAUCAAAGUUUAACACGUUUCGAUACUUUUAGCACCGCACUCAUCUCGUUUCCUUUUUUUUUUAAGUCGCUUGUUGUUUUAAAUUUUUCAGGGUUAACUUAUUAUGUAUACAUAUUUUUGUAAAUUUCAAGUUUCUUUGUAAUAAAAAAGAAGUCGAACGU
Zophobas morio is the source of this 2075-nucleotide messenger RNA. RefSeq names its product acyl-CoA:lysophosphatidylglycerol acyltransferase 1-like. Lineage: Eukaryota; Metazoa; Arthropoda; Insecta; Coleoptera; Tenebrionidae. The coding region runs from base 403 to 1494 and encodes 363 amino acids. Gene Ontology annotation, cellular component: endoplasmic reticulum; endomembrane system. The record is from RefSeq and is a predicted model, not a curated record. Gene Ontology annotation, biological process: phosphatidylinositol acyl-chain remodeling. Gene Ontology annotation, molecular function: acyltransferase activity. The transcript is spliced from 5 exons.